Molecule: messenger RNA, 1896 nt
Organism: Durusdinium trenchii
Lineage: Eukaryota; Dinophyceae; Suessiales; Symbiodiniaceae
Source: the annotation of a GenBank genome assembly
AUGCGACGCUAUCUGGAGAAGAUCCCCAUGAUGAGCGAACUGGAACGCGACAGUUUUGAAAAAGUGGUGGACUCCUUAGAGACCUUCGACCUCAUGCAGGGCGACGAGGUCAACACCGCAGGCACCCCGGCCCUGGCUGCCUGGAUCCUGGUCUGGGGCCGGCUACGCAUCACCAAGCGGAUCGUCAUGCCGCAGCUUGACUCCACGGGCCAAACGAGGAGGACCUUUGAUGACCUGGACAAUGUAGACGUGGCUCCAGUCAUUGUGGAUGAGCAUUGCUUAGACCAGGAAGACAUGGUGGUCUCGAAGUGCCUUGGGCAGGCGGUGGCGCGCUGGUACACGGCAGUGGCGGCUGAGAGCUCGGAAUUGCUGCGGGUCGACAAGGAGAAGUUCUUUAAGUGCAUCACCGAAACACGAAGGAUGAGCAUUGGGGUUCGUGGCACUGCCAUGUAUCACGUGAAGAAGACCACCUCACAGACGUCCGACGAGCGCAUCGCGAGCACCGACCGCAGGAGGAGCUGUUGGGAGACGAAACAGCCGCUCUUGAGUGAAGACAUUUGGCCAUAUUUGGCCUAUUUCGGAUUCGCGCCCGUGGCCUGUCCAGCCGUUUCUGAACUGGGCGCCACUGGUGGCGCCUCCCACACGGCCUCCCACGCGAAGAACCUUCGGCAGCCUGUGGUUGCGGCGAGAUCUCGGCUUUCGGGAGCCAAAGUGGGCGUUGAAGCUGUGGCCUGGGAGAUGGCUGGUGGAGCAGUUGCCGAUGACAGCCAUGGGUUUCUGGACGACAUGGACCGGAGAGGUUGGUACCCUGAUCCAGCGACCUCCUUCCUUUGUGGUCCAAAGCGCACGUGGAGCUCCUUCACAGGCGACCUUGGCUCCGCUCAGGCGAUGCCUGGUUAUGGGCAACAGGGAAAUAUCCAGCAGGGCUACCAGGACUUGGACAGCCGAGAAGAGGAGGCCGCUGAGGAGAUGGAGGAGAAGUCGGAGCACCUCACGCAUAUGGUUUGUGGCAUUUCGUCUGGUGCAGAUGGUGGCAGCCAAGUCACUUGUGGUGUCCCCAUGUACCGCGACAAGGCCACUGGAGCACCGUACAUCAUGCCUCUGUACACUGAGCCCAUGAGACCGAAAGGAGCUGCAGGAUCCUCCGGUGCCCCAGGCAGUGUGACAUUUAGCAGCCCGCAAGCGGAGGCAGAAGCUGCGCGAGCACAGAUGCUCGAGGCCUCCUCGUCCGCGCGCAUCCGCUCCGAUGCGUUGAACUUGUUGAGGGGCUUCCUGGACAGCGCGCCACCAGCGACUCCUCCCAGCCCGGCAUCGGGCUUCUUCUUCAAAGGCCCAGGCGCGCCGUCCAAAGUCUUCUAUCCCAUCCCGAGCAAGACAUCGCCCACGGGAAUUGAGGUGGUCCCUGAUGUGGGCCCCUUGGGUGAACCAACACCGGGAUUGGUGCAGGGGAACAUGAACAACCCUGGCGUAUCUCGGCAUGGAGUUUCUGACAUUCUGAUGCAUUGAAAGCAAGGACCUGCUGUUUUUAGGAAACAACAAAGGCAACUCAGGGCCUCUAGCCAGAUGCCGAAAGGGAUCUUUGUCACGUUUGCACAGAAAAACGGGUCCCAUGACGAUCUUCUUUUGUCAGCAAGUCACUGGAGAUCUCCUACUACCGGGCUUUCUGAAGAUGUUCAGACAUUCAAUCCGUUGAAGGUGCAACUUGUUGAAUGCCAAUAUUCAGAGAGCAUCUAUGGCAUUAAUGUCAAACUACUUAAUCUAAGACCAAGUGCCGUUGGGAGAUUUUGAGCUUUCAUCGAUUUUUCAGCAUUUUGCAGAGCAUUCGGCCCGGUUCCGGGCUCUGUUUUGUGUCUGUGCGUCGUUCCCGAACAGGUGGCGAACGGAGUGUGAUCUUCU